Rangifer tarandus platyrhynchus (Svalbard reindeer) is the source of this 819-nucleotide messenger RNA. The record is from the annotation of a GenBank genome assembly. NCBI's taxonomy places the organism in Eukaryota, Metazoa, Chordata, Mammalia, Artiodactyla, Cervidae.
AUGACCGGCAGCCACGUUUGUUGUAAUUUUUUAAAUAUGUGGAAAAAAAGCAAGAUAUCGACCAUGUAUUACCUUAACCAAGAUGCCAAAUUGUCUAACUUGUUUCUCCAGGCCAGCAGUCCAACAACUGGGACAGCUCCCAGGAGCCAGUCAAGGUUGUCUGUCUGUCCAUCCACUCAGGACAUCUGCAGGAUCUGUCACUGCGAAGGGGACGAGGAGAGCCCACUCAUCACGCCCUGCCGCUGCACAGGCACCCUACGCUUCGUGCACCAGGCCUGCCUGCACCAGUGGAUCAAGAGCUCUGACACACGCUGCUGUGAGCUGUGCAAAUAUGACUUCAUCAUGGAGACCAAGCUCAAGCCCCUGCGGAAGUGGGAGAAACUGCAGAUGACCACCAGCGAAAGGAGGAAAAUCUUCUGCUCGGUCACUUUCCACGUCAUUGCCAUCACCUGCGUGGUCUGGUCCUUGUACGUGCUGAUAGACCGGACGGCAGAGGAGAUCAGGCAGGGCAAUGAUGACGGUGUCCUCGAAUGGCCAUUUUGGACAAAGCUGGUUGUGGUGGCCAUCGGCUUCACUGGAGGUCUGGUCUUCAUGUACGUCCAGUGCAAGGUCUAUGUGCAGCUAUGGCGCAGGCUGAAAGCCUACAACCGCGUGAUCUUUGUGCAGAACUGCCCGGACACAGCCAAGAGGGCGGAGAAGAACCGCUCUUGCACCGUGAGCGUGGACACCAAGGACGCUGGGGCAGCGCCCGCGUUGCCGACGGCGACCACUACACGGCCACCCACGGAGUCCGGGCCCACCGAGCUCGUACCCGUGUGA